AUGCCUCGUAAUGCUUCUGGUACAUCGAAGAAAGCAAGCAAAGAUCCAAAUGCACCAAAACGACCAUUAUCAGCAUUUUUUCUUUUUUCACAAGAUGAACGUCCAGAUAUAAAGAAAAAAAGUCCAUCGAUGUCUGUUGGUGAUAUUUCGAAAGAAAUUGGUGCUCGAUGGAAAAAAGUUAGUGAUGACGUUAAAAAACGUUAUGAACAAAAGGCUGCUGUUGAAAAACAAAAAUAUGAAGCACGUCUUUCGGAAUAUAAGAAAACUGGUGGUGGUAGUUCACCAGCUAAAGCAACAAGCAAAGGUCCAUCAAAGGUAGCAGCAGCAGCAUCAAAUAAAAGAUCACCUAAAAAACCUGCACCAAAAAAAUCAUCUGCUAAAUCGAAAUCAUCGGAAGAAGAUAAUGAUGAUGAUGAUGAUGAAGAUGACGAUGAAGAAGAUGAAGAUUAA
Molecule: messenger RNA, 450 nt
Organism: Rotaria sp. Silwood2
Lineage: Eukaryota; Metazoa; Rotifera; Eurotatoria; Philodinida; Philodinidae
Source: the annotation of a GenBank genome assembly